This is a messenger RNA of Plasmodium reichenowi, 375 nucleotides long. RefSeq names its product mitochondrial import inner membrane translocase subunit TIM16, putative. The transcript has 2 exons. The record is from RefSeq and is a predicted model, not a curated record. Lineage: Eukaryota; Apicomplexa; Aconoidasida; Haemosporida; Plasmodiidae. Bases 1 to 375 code for a protein of 124 amino acids. Gene Ontology annotation, cellular component: TIM23 mitochondrial import inner membrane translocase complex. Gene Ontology annotation, biological process: protein import into mitochondrial matrix.
AUGUUACCGUUUAGACCUUUAAGUCAGUUUGUUUUUCAGUUUUUGAUCAUAACAUCAACAGCAUUGGGUAAAGCAUUUAUACAAGCUUAUAGAGAAAUAAUAAAAAAUAAACACAAUACACAUUUUAUAAAAGAAAAAUACAACCCUUGUAUGAAUAUAGAAGAAGCUUUAAAUAUAUUAAACGUCGAUAAAACAAAAAUAUAUAAAAAUUUAAAUAAAGAAGAAUUAAUGUCUUUAAAAGAUGAAAUAACAAAUAGACACUUGAUUUUAAAUAAAUUAAAUGAGAAAAAUGGUCCAUAUAAUGGUUCUGCCUAUAUACAAAAAAAGGCCAGAAUUGCAAAGGAUAUAUUGUUUCAGCAUUUAAAAUUACAAUAA